This is a messenger RNA of Amphibalanus amphitrite, 2068 nucleotides long. RefSeq lists its product as uncharacterized. Gene Ontology annotation, cellular component: extracellular region. The transcript has 5 exons. Lineage: Eukaryota; Metazoa; Arthropoda; Thecostraca; Balanomorpha; Balanidae. The record is from RefSeq and is a predicted model, not a curated record. Gene Ontology annotation, molecular function: chitin binding. The coding region runs from base 188 to 1624 and encodes 478 amino acids.
GGCGCCGCAGUGUCACGCGCGCCGUGGCCCCGAGCGGACGUGUGAGGUGGUGCGCGCGCGACUCGGACUGAUCGAGCAGAGAGGGAAAGGGAGAGGAGAGUGGGCGCGCGCCGGACGGUCGGACCGACAUGGAGCCCAGCGCGGCCGGCUGACUGUGACCAGCAGAGUGACAGCCCAGGUGACAGAGAUGUGGCGGACGGGCGGGCUCGGCACUGCCGCCGCCGCGGCGCUCCUGCUGCUGCUCAGCGCCACCGCCGCCGGUGGGACGGCCGCCGACAGCCGCCGGCUGUGCGAAGGACGCGGCGCCGAAUGUAUCGGUCAGGAGCAGCCCUCGCCGUCCGAGACCGCCAGCUCUUCGUACCAGGAGCCGCGCCCGCUGCGCAAGGUCGUGCGCACCACACUGCUGGCCGCCAACGCCAGCGAGCCGCCGCCGGAGACGGAAGCGGCUCCCAGCAGCAGCAGCCCGCGGACAGGUCGGCCCGGCGGCCGCGGCCGCGAGCUGGUCGAGCUGGCGCAGCUGACGCCCGUGUUCGGCCGCCGGCUGAGCGCCAUGAGGAACAGGACGGCGGCCGUCACCCCGGCGGCCGGGCCCGGGUCGGCGCGGCAGCCGCAGUCCGGCCCUGAGGCCGACCCGCCCCGGGAGACGGCGGCGCGGCCAAACGCGCUGCCGCGCCGGCGCCGGCCGUCCAGCCGGAGACGGCACCGGCGGCCCCCCGCCGCCGCCGCCGCCGCCGCCGAUGACGACCUGUCGGAGCGCGCCAACGCACUGGAGGAGGCCACCCGGCACGGCUCCGACGGCGGCGACGAGCGCGCCUUCCGCGUCGAGCGGCUCAAACGGCGCAGGAAGAUCCUGGCCAAAAAGCUGGUGCGCAAACAGUUCCUGGGCGACGGCCCGCGCAAGAAGAUUGUCAAGGUGGUGGCGGUGCGGAAGCCGCCGCGCGUGAUCCCUGGCCUGACCGAGGUGUACCAGGACAACCUGGUCAACAGUCUGAUCUCUGAGGAGUACCCGUCGCUGCAGCCGGCGCCCGGCAUCAAGGGCUUCCCGGGCGUCGACUACCCGAUCUACCAGCGUAUCCCGGAGACCAGCUUCAGCUGCAGCCACCAGCGCUACUGGGGCAUGUACGCCGACACCGAGACCCAGUGUCAGGUGUGGCACUACUGCGACCAGGACGGCACCAAGCACUCGUUCCUGUGUCCGAACGGCACCAUCUUCAGCCAGGUGACGUUCAUCUGCGACUGGUGGUUCAACGUCGACUGCAACACAGCCCUGCAGCUGUACGUCACCAACGAGGCGCUCUCGCUGCUGCCGGCGCCGCCCGAGAAAACCUUCCCCGAGGACUUCAACGGGCCCAUCGUCGACUGGUACAUCUACCAGCGACACCAGGAGCGGGCCUACAGGAAGGAGAAGUUUCUGCGGCAGCUGGAGGCCGGCCAGCGCCAGGAGGCCAUUCGGUUCCUGGAGACGCACGACUUCCCGCCGUGGUUCACGCCGCGCGACCAGGCGCUCUACAGGAAGCUCAAGGCGCUCGAGCGCAAGUCCAAGCACCACGAGCCGCCGCCGCACCGGCCUGUCAAGAAGGAGCUGACGCAGUACGCGCCGCGCUACGCCCGGACUGCCGUCUAGCGGCCGCGGCCCCACGCGCGGCAGUCGUCCCACAUGUGCCACAGACAUUCAGUGAUACCUUCGCCGUUCUGUUACGCCCGUCUUAGCGAGUGUUGCGCGAGUGAUGAGCGAGAGAGAGCGAGCCGGCGCGAGAGAGGGAGCGAGCGAACGUGUGAGCGGGGCGAUCCUAGUGGCGCGCGUCGGCCGCACGUUGUCCGGUGACCGGUCAGAGGUGGGGGCGGACCCACGGGACAGCGCGCGGCGCCCGCCGGCCGGCCGGGCCCUCCGCCCCCACCCAGCAGCUGCCAGCCGGCCCAACAUCAGCUGUAUUAUCGUAAUAUAUUAUAUACGACAGGUGCCAAUAUUUGGACAUCUGACGCGAUACAAAGCAUUGGUAAAUAAACAGUACGAGAGGAGAUAGUCAGAAACCGAAGCAGUUAGUGACAUGUUUGACAAAAAAAAAAA